AGACGGCAGAGUUGAGCGGAAACUUUUACAACAAUGGGUUGCUCGCGAAACUUUCCUCGAGUUGGCCUAGGUGACGCAUACUAUGUGGAUUUCUGGUUGGCUGUACUCGCCGAGUACUUGGCAACUUUCUUUUUCAUGUUUGCAGUUUCGGGUUCCUCACUGAGAUGGGAAGGCGCGCCUACAAUUUUUCAACAAGCUCUUGCCGCUGGGUUUGUCACAGCUUCAAUGAUUCAGGCUUUCAGAUCUGUGAGUUUGCCACUUGUCCAUGCAAAUCCAGUUGUGUCACUUGCUGCUUUCAUAACCGGAGAUGCUGGUUUCAUACAAAUGAUUUGCUCAGUUGUGGCGCAGGUUUUCGGAGCCAUAACCGGCACUGGUGUUGUGAUGGCAAUAAGCCCUCAACACGCCCGAGGCAAACUUGGGGCGACUAUACCGGCAAAAGAAGUGAGUGGUUUCCAGGCCUUCGGCGUUGAGUUGGUUCUGACGUCACUACUGGUACUGACUAUGCUGGCUUCUAUUGAUGCCAAUAAACAAGCAGCUCGCAGGGAUUAUGGGACUGCUGCCGCCAUGGGCGUGGUCGUCACGGGCUGUUAUCUCAUUGCGCUACCGCUGACCGGUUGUGGAUUAAAUCCCGUAAGAUCCUUGGCUCCUGCUGUUUUCACAAACUCUUGGGAACACCAUUGGGUUUACUGGGUAGGACCAAUCUUAGGCUCUCUGUUGGCAACGUUUCUCCAUUGUCUCUUGUUUAGGAGACGCGAAUAUAAGCGACAACCGCCAACUCCUCAGAAUGAAAACGAGUACGACGAUAUUUUAUCAUCUUAAACUGUAAAAAUUUUUUUGAUCAUCCAACUCCUACGUAGCACACCUAUUUCGGAGUCCUAUAAAUAACCGCAAACUUAUUUUUGUUCUUGAUGAGACUAUAUUGGCAGUAUAUAUCUUGCGUCUUAUAACAUAAAGUUGAUAACCUACAUAUCCUGGUUCGUUAAAUGUUACGCUUUUAAUUUUCAGAAUAUCAAACCGGAGCGACUGGCCAUUUUUUCAAAAUUAUUCGCGCAUAACAAUAGUUCUUUUAUGAUAUUGAAAUACCUACUGAUCGAAUUUAUUUGCUCUUAAUCUCUUUCUUUCGAAGAUCAAGCUAAGAGACUGCUUACCAAAUAUGGGCCUAAAUUAACUCAUUCCAAACAGAAUCCGUUUAAAGCUAUUUUUUUCGACAAGGGAUAUAUAAUUUUGUUCUUCGGGAAUGAUUAAUGUGAUCUGUUUUUCGCGUUUUGCUUAAAUGCUUCGAUAGAGAAUGAAUAAGUACCGGAUGUGGUGUUCACGUGUAUAAACCUGGUUCUAGGAUUGGUUAAUUCUGAGCGCGGGUGUGAGAAAGUAGACAUACAUAGGUACCAGAAGAAGUGAAGAAGGUACCAGCCUGUCAGCUUCGUUCUCUCCAUGAUGUAUCAUUCGCUUGCAUUUUUUAAUAAAUUUUAUCUACUAAAGUGAAAA
This is a messenger RNA of Pocillopora damicornis (cauliflower coral), 1485 nucleotides long. RefSeq names its product lens fiber major intrinsic protein. The record is from RefSeq and is a predicted model, not a curated record. Gene Ontology annotation, molecular function: water channel activity. Gene Ontology annotation, biological process: transmembrane transport; water transport. Lineage: Eukaryota; Metazoa; Cnidaria; Anthozoa; Scleractinia; Pocilloporidae. Gene Ontology annotation, cellular component: plasma membrane.